This is a messenger RNA of Paecilomyces variotii, 1928 nucleotides long. RefSeq names its product EH domain binding protein epsin 2. The record is from RefSeq and is a predicted model, not a curated record. Gene Ontology annotation, molecular function: clathrin binding; phospholipid binding. Gene Ontology annotation, biological process: endocytosis; actin filament organization. NCBI's taxonomy places the organism in Eukaryota, Fungi, Ascomycota, Eurotiomycetes, Eurotiales, Thermoascaceae. The transcript is spliced from 3 exons. The coding region runs from base 278 to 1846 and encodes 522 amino acids. Gene Ontology annotation, cellular component: endosome; plasma membrane; clathrin vesicle coat.
AUCAUGUCGAAAGUCGUGCGAAGCGUCAAGAACGUUACCAAGGGGUAUUCGUCGGUACAGAUCAAGGUUCGAAAUGGUGAGUUCGUCUCUUCGAUAACUGAACCUAUCGUUCUCUCCUGCAACCGGCCUGCAUGGCCACUUGCGACAUGCGAGCUUUAUGGUCGCCUGGGGUGUCGACGCUCCUGAACAAAAGGGGCCUUCCUGCAACGAAUCCAUCGACUGACAUUCGACGUGAAUAGCGACAAGUAAUGACCCCUGGGGCCCGACGGGCACUGAGAUGGCCGAGAUCGCGGCCCUGACCUUCAACAAUCCCACUGAUUUCUACGAGAUUAUGGAUAUGUUGGACAAGCGACUCAACGACAAGGGCAAGAACUGGCGCCAUGUGUUGAAGUCGUUGAAGGUUCUCGACUACUGUCUCCACGAAGGCUCCGAGCUCGUCGUCACCUGGGCCCGGAAGAACGUCUACAUCAUCAAGACUCUGCGCGAGUUUCAAUACAUCGAUGACGACGGCAGAGAUGUCGGUCAGAACGUCCGUGUUUCUGCCAAGGAGCUUACAGCGCUUAUCAUGGACGAGGAAAGACUACGGAGCGAGCGAUCGGACCGGAAACUCUGGAAGUCGCGCGUGAGCGGCCUGGAUGAUUAUCAUGGCUUCGGAAACGAGCCCAUUCGCCGGCCAGAGCGACGCGAGCGCAGACCCCGCAAUGAUGACGAUGAUGAAGAGUACCGCAAGGCGAUCGAGGCCAGCAAGGCGGAAGCAGAGGAGGAGCGCAGGCGCCGCGAGAAGGCGAAGAUGGCCGCCGAGGAGGAUGACGACUUAGCCAAGGCGAUCAAGCUGAGCAAGGAAGAGGAGGAACUGCGGAGACGCGAGCUCGAGGAAAGCAAUGCUCAAUCGCUGUUCGACGACACUCCCGCCCAGGCGCAACCCACCGGUUACAACCAGGGUUACCAGCAGCAGCCUGCCGUCGACUGGUUUGGCAACCCCGUGGACACUCAACAGCCCAUGACGACGGGUUAUCUGAACAACCAGUAUGCGCAACCGACUGGAUUCCAGACCCAGCCCACCGGCUACCAGAACGGAUACACCAACGGCUUGCAGAUGCAGCCCACCGGCUACAACCAGAUGCAGUACAGCCAAGCUCAGAGCUCUUUCCUGCAGCCUCAACCCACGCUGCAGCCGCAACAGACUGCCUUCUCCAACAACCCGUACGGCACCGAUGUCUGGGGGCAGCAGCAACAACAGCAACAGCCACAGCAGCAGCAGAACGACUAUCUGCAGCCCGGCAGCCAUAACCCGUGGGCCGGCCAGCAGCCGUCCGCUGAGGCCCUCAAGCCGAUGCCCACUGGGUCUAACAACCCGUUCGCUUCGUCGUUCACGCGCCAGCAGCUCCAGACCCAAAGUCAGCCGCAGCGGCCGCAACCUCCCAGUCUCAACACUCUGGCUGAGGAGCGAACGACGACACAGUUCAACAAUACGGCCAACAACCCGAUUCUCAACUACCGGGCACCCUCGCCGCCCAGAAGCACCCCGCCCCAGGUCAACCAGGACCCGCAUGUUGCUCGUCUCAAUGCACUGUUGGCCACUGGUGAAGGACAGGAUACCUUUGGUAAUGUGGGUGAUCUGCGUAUUCCGGCCCAGCACACGGCUCCGGGUACCUUCGUCAACUCGGCCGGUCAAGGUCUGGACCGUCUCCGCGCACAGCAGACGGGCAACAACCCGUUCCUGACGCAGUCAUUUACCGGAGUUCCGCGCCAGACCGGAUAUAUGCAGCAGAACGUCAACCCAUAUGGGGGCCAACAGGGUUUCCAACAGCAGCCUCAGCAGGGUGGCAGCUUGAUUGACCUGUAGGGGGGGGUUGUAUGGUGGUGGUACAAGAGUGAGAUUAGGCCGCUGGGUGGACAUAUAUGGUGGUAGUCGUGAUGAGGACAUA